This is a messenger RNA of Ctenopharyngodon idella (grass carp), 6813 nucleotides long. RefSeq names its product ATPase cation transporting 13A2 (gene atp13a2). Gene Ontology annotation, biological process: regulation of autophagosome size; regulation of mitochondrion organization; intracellular calcium ion homeostasis. The record is from RefSeq and is a predicted model, not a curated record. The transcript is spliced from 29 exons. The coding region runs from base 326 to 3730 and encodes 1134 amino acids. Lineage: Eukaryota; Metazoa; Chordata; Actinopteri; Cypriniformes; Xenocyprididae. Gene Ontology annotation, molecular function: P-type ion transporter activity; ATP binding; ATPase-coupled monoatomic cation transmembrane transporter activity. Gene Ontology annotation, cellular component: membrane.
AUUUUACCUGUAUUCGGAUAAUGAUAGAUCACCGGCUCAUAGAGGAAUGUAGGCGGAGCUGUCGAGUUCCUGCUUAAGUUGGCUUACCUGAACGGGAGCAUAUCCUAUGUCACUUUUAAGGUUUACUGUAAUGUUGUGGAUAUUUUAUCUAGUAGAAACUGUAGUCGUAUACAAAUCUCGUGGUGAAUGUUUUUGUUAGGAACUUGCAUCAGAGAAAAGACCAAAGGGUGGAAGCUGUGGUCCGGGGCUGGAUGAUGCCUCCCCCCCCACCACAGAUCCCCUCAUAAAGGAUCCAAGACCCAAGGAGCUCAGUGCCAUUUCACAUAUGGAUGUUCAGGGGUACAGAUGGGUGUGCUGGAAAGUGUGGUUGUGCCGCAUUGGGGCGGUAUGUUCUUUAGGCCUGCUGCUAGUGCUUUUCAACUGGCGCCCUCGCCUUGGCAUCCUGGCCCGGUGCAAGUCCUGUGCCGUUUCAAUGGCGGAUGUUUUACUAUUAAAGGACAGAUAUGGACAGCAGUUUGUUGUAGACGUGCUUAAAGAGGAGAUUGAGGAAGGCAGUUUGGAGUUUGCAGUAGGAGAGGCAGAUGAGAAUGAAUGGAGAGACACCGUGCAGCUACACAGUGAAAAGAAAACACUGCUUAGAUACUAUGUGUUUGAGGGCAUGCGUUACAUAUGGAUGGCCAGGAAAGGAGCCUUUUGCAAAGCAAGUAUCCUCAAUGAAGGCUGGACCUGUGCUGACCUGCAUGGCCGACAGCAAGGACUGAGUCGAGCAGACCAAAGCAUAAGAAAACAAAUUUUUGGGGCCAAUAUUAUUGAUGUACCUGUGAAGUCUUACUUGCAACUUCUCUUUGAGGAGGUGCUCAAUCCGUUCUACGUAUUUCAGGUGUUCAGCAUAAUCCUGUGGAUGUCAGACAGAUACUAUUAUUAUGCUGCUUGUAUCGUCAUCAUAUCCUUGAUUUCAAUCGCUGUGUCCCUUUAUCAGAUUCGUAAGCAAAGCACCACUCUCCGCCGCAUGGCCCGUUUGGUAGUGAACGUUACUGUGCGCAGGGACACCGGAGAGGAAGAGUGUGUAAACUCUGAGGAGCUGGUUCCAGGUGACUGUGUUUUGAUUCCAGCUGAGGGUUUGCUCCUGCCCUGCGAUGCCGCCCUGCUGGCUGGGGAGUGCAUGGUGAACGAAAGCAUGCUGACUGGUGAGAGCAUACCAGUGAUGAAGACGCCAUUGUCUACUUCUGGGGCCACAUACAGUCCGGAGUCUGAACGCAGACACACUUUGUUUUGUGGCACACAGCUCAUCCAGGCUAAAGGAGGCGGUCCUGCUGGGAAUGGGGCCAUCGCUGUUGUAACACGCACAGGGUUUUUUACUGCCAAAGGAGACCUUAUUAGUUCUAUCCUCUACCCUCAACCAUUAGACUUUCGCUUCUACAAGGAUGCUAUGAGGUUCCUAUUUUUUCUAGGACUUCUGGCAUUGGUCGGCACUAUUUAUAGCCUUGUGAUACUAUCAAGGAGCAAUACGCCCUGGAACGAACUACUCAUCCGGUCUCUGGAUAUUGUGACAAUAAUAGUUCCACCUGCUCUUCCUGCUGCUAUAACUACAGCCGCUAUCUACGCCCAGAAUCGCCUGAAGCGUCAUGGGGUGUUCUGCAUUAGCCCACCUCGCAUUAAUAUCUGCGGCAAAAUAUCACUUUUCUGUUUUGAUAAGACUGGCACUCUGACAGAGGAGGGUCUGGAUGUGUGGGGUGUCAUGGAAGCAAAUGGAGCGGUAUUUGGCGAACUGGUCCCUGACCCUCUUAUUCUCCCUCCUGGAAUGAUGCUCUUUGCACUUGCCUCCUGCCAUUCUUUGGCUUUGCUGGGGGGUCAAGCACUUGGAGACCCACUGGAGCUCAAAAUGAUUGAAUCCACUGGAUGGGAACUGACUGAGCCAGAGAAUGAGAUGGGACAUGAUUCUGAAUUUGGGAGACACAGAGUACUAUCAGUGAUGAGACCUCCUGCACCUGAGCUCCUGUCAGAAGGAAAUUCUGUCAGUCAGCCAAUAGCAAUUGUGCGGAGAUUCCCAUUCUCCUCUUCUCUGCAAAGGAUGAGCGUGGUGACCGUUGGCCCAGAUGGGGCUUCUCCUGUCGCAUUCCUUAAAGGAGCACCUGAGAUGGUGGCCAGCUUCUGCCUUGAAGAAAGUGUGCCUUCUCAUUUUUCACCCACUCUCCGGGAGUAUGCGAGCCAGGGCUUCAGGGUCCUUGGAUUUGCCUACAAGCACUUUAAUAAGGAUACUGACUUAAGCACUGUUGAAAGGGAGGAGGUGGAGAAGGACAUGAACUUCCUGGGUCUGUUGGUAAUGAAGAACCAGGUGAAGCCAGAGAGUGCUGAAGUCAUUCGUAUUCUUAAACUGGCACAAUUAAGGCCUGUUAUGGUUACAGGUGACAAUAUUCUCACUGCUGUGAAUGUAGCACGUGCGUGUGGAAUGGUACUGUCACAUGAGAAGGUUAUUUUUGUUCAUGCAUCGCCCCCUACUGCCAGUUCAAUGGCCUCGCUGCAGUUUCAUCAAGGAGAUGGUGCAGCAGCCACCAUUAAUACUCAUGAGACUAUUGAUAUUCCAACACAGGGUCUCUACCAGAACAGUGCCGGCUAUCAUUUGGCUAUAAAUGGAAUGUCCUUUGCAGCACUUUGUGAUCAUUUUCCUGAAUAUCUACCCAAGAUUCUGAUGAGGGGUACAGUGUACGCCCGCAUGACCCCAGAACAGAAAACCCAGCUGGUAAAGGCACUGCAGAGUCUCAAUUACAGGGUCGGUAUGUGUGGGGAUGGAGCCAAUGACUGUGGAGCCUUGAGGGCUGCAGAUGUCGGCGUGUCAUUGUCUGAGGCUGAGGCCUCUGUGGCGUCUCCUUUCACAUCCAAGUCUGACAACAUUAGCUGCGUGCCUUUACUCAUCAAGGAAGGCAGGUGUUCACUGGUGACAUCAUUCAGUCUUUUUAAGUACAUGGCCUUGUACAGUCUGAUUCAGUUUGCCUCUGUACUUAUUCUCUACACUGAGAAAACAAACUUGGGAGACCUGCAGUUCCUCUUCUUUGAUUUAGUUUUGGUGACCGUUUUGGCUAUAGUGAUGGGGCGUGGAGGUCCAAGCGAUGAGCUCCACCCACAGCGACCAGCUGCAAGUCUUCUGUCUCUGCCAGUCCUGGCUAGUUUAUUAGUUCACACUGUGCUGCUGAUCCUAGCUCAAGUGUCUGCUCUACUUAUCACUGUCUCACGAGACUGGUAUGUGCCUCUAAAUUCCACUAGGACAGGGGCUGCAAACCUGCCCAACAUGGAGGACACAAGCAUUUUUGCCAUAUCGGGGUUCCAGUAUAUCAUCAUGUCCAUUGUGAUAACUAAAGGAUAUCCUUACAAAAAACCACUGUAUUACAAUGUUUUGUUUGUAGGUGCACUUAUGGUCUUCUGUGCUCUUAUGAGCUGGCUGGUGCUUUCCCGUCAUACCGUCAUCCAUCGUGUGCUGGAGCUCUAUGACAUCACUGAUAUGGUUUAUAAACUAGUUCUGUUGGCUGUAGCCAUACUCAACUUUUUCAUAUGUUACAUAUUUGAGAAUCUUAUUGACCGAGGUGCCCUGAACUGCCUUCGCAACCUCAGAGGAAAACGCGAGUCCAAAAAGCAGUACAAACGUCUGGACGUCCAGCUUGCAGAAACACCCUCAUGGCCACCCCUGAACCAGACCGUGUUCCCACCACAGUGCUCCGUCAUCGGUGUUAGCUAACACCUACCUCCCGCUUUAGCAUUUCAGCUCUCCCAAUGCACAUAUCCAGGGUUGCCAAAGAUCUGAUACCACCUCUCAGUGCACUAGUGAGGUAUGCGUACCAGAUGCCAUCCUUGUCUGCCUAUUAUAUAUGGCACAAAUCUUAUCAUACAGUAAAAAGAGUGAAGUAAAGGUCACUGUUAAUGAUGGUAUUUCUAAUGAUAUAAAACAUGAAUGAAGAAUAAAAACUUUUAAGUAUUUUGAAAGUGUGAUGACUGAUUUAGAAAAGGGGUGGAAACAUAUUUCCCCAGAAUAUGUAACAUAUUUAACAAUUUAUACAUACAAAUGAACAGUUUAUACAAAAAAUAAAGGGCAUAUUGCCUUCAGAAGUGAUUGAUCCUGUUACUAACAUGAAUACAAAAUACUGAGCAUGUCGUUCUAAACCCAUUUUUUUUCCCUUUCGUGGACCAUAAAAGUUCUAACAAAGCAUCCAAGUUGCUCCAAGUUGUCAUAUUUACAAAAUAAUAUAUACAUGCUACCUACUUUAUUCUCUAUGGCAUUUAUGACCCUUAAAGGGUUAGUUCACCCAAAAAUGAAAAUUCUGUCAUUAAUUACUCACCCUCAUGUCGUUCCACACCCGUAAGACCUUCGUUCAUCUUCGGAACGCAAAUUAAGAUACUUUUGAUGAAAUCCGAGAGGUAUAUAACUCGUCCAUACAUAGACAGCAAUAUAAUCAACACUUUCAAGGUCCAGAAAGGUUGGUUCAACCUUAAUUUUAUGAAGCGACGAGAAUAGUUUUUGUGCGCAAAAACAACUGCAGAAGAUCGUCUCUUUUGUGUCAUUCUCAUAUGUUGUUUACGUCCAGUGCUUCCAGGUUCUACAUCAGAACGCCGACUCAUUGUCCGGCUCCUGCGUCAGCAUCACACACGUGUCGUGCUGUUCACGUGUGCAGCUUUGGCCAAUACUGAGCUGGCAUUCGGACGUAAUCAAUGAAGCCUUCACUGUGCUUACUGCAUCAACUGCGUAAGGAUAAUGACAGGGAAGAGAAGAGAUUGUUGAAUAAAGUCGUUAUUUUUUGUUUUUGAACACAAAAAGUAUUCUCGUCACUUCAUAACAUUAAGGUUGAACCACUGUAGUCACAUCCACUAUUUUAACGAUGUCUUUAGUACCUUUCUGGACCUUGAAAGUGUUGAUUACCUCUCGGAUUUCAUCAAAAAAUUCUUAAUUUGUGUUCGGAAGAUUAAUAAAGGUCUUACAGGUGUGGAACGACAUGAAGGUGAGUAAUUAAUGACAGAAUUUUAAUUUUCGGGUGAACUAACCCUUUAAGUAACAGAUCUUUCCAACCAUAUUGUGGUGUAUAUCCGAGUGAAACAGAUUAUUGAAAAAGAAAAAGGGCGGGGACUUGGUUUAAUCUGUUGUUGAUUGGGCGAAGACAAAUCUGAAUGACAACUUGCAGUCAGUUGUAAGAAAGGGGUGGAGUUUAAGCUAACCAAAUUAUAAGAGACAUCCACCAUAUGCCACCAUAGAGAAAUUUGAUGCUUAAACCAGAAGUUCGAGUUAUGACAUUUGAUUAAAAAUCACAAGUUUUUUUUUUUUUUUUUAAAAGUGUUAAUAGUAAAACAUGCAAGGGAAAAAAAAUGUGGGGCCCGUUCUUGGUACAUGGACUAUUCAGUUAUCUGGAUUUUACUGUUGAUGAUUUGACAUGAUUCAGGAUUGUUAAAGGGAUAGUUCACCCAAAAAUUAAAAUUCUGUCAUUUACUCACCCUCAAGUUGUUCCAAAUCUAUAUGAAUUUUUUUCUGCUGAACAUAAAAGAAGAUAUUUUGAGGAAAGUCGGUAACCAAACAGCUGAUAAGCCCCACUGACUUCCAUAGUAUUUUUUUUUUACCAUAAUAUGAAAGUCUGUGAAUAUGAAUUAAUAUCUCAUUUUAUUGGAGCCUUACACACAUUACAUACAGUUUGUGACAGCUAUUAUACGGGUGGCUUGAUGUAGUGCAGGAUAUGCAGAUAACUUUAAAAAAAAAAAAAUAAAUAACGCAAUGUAAAAGAUGUUGUCUGCUGUGCCAUUAGAAAUAUGUUAUCGACCCUUAAGAAGCUUUAUCCACUUCAUGUGUAAAAUUAAAUGAAUUGCUAAUUAUAGUAGGCUACUCUUGACAAAAAAAGUCUAUACAAAUACUAGAAAUUGUAAAAAAAGGAAAUAAUUGGGAACCAUGUAACAUUUAAUUCUUCUUAAUUCUUUAAUUUUGCCUUUUUCCUUUUUUAAUUAUAUGAUGUCAUUGUUGCUGUCAGACAAUAUCAGUGUAAAUAAGUAAUAUCAGACAACUUAAUCCAGAUAUUUUAAUUAAAUCCACAAAUUCAUUUGAAGAACCAAAUUAAGCAGAGAUCAAUUAUUAUAAUUAGAAAAUCUGGUAUCUGCCAAAUCAUCUCAGAUGUAUUAAGCAAGGUAUGAAGAACGGAUCCCUGAUAAAUAACAUCCAUUUGGAAAAUAUGGUGAAUUUUCAUUUGAUGCUGACUUUUUUUUUUUCUUAUGUGUAGUGGCUUCGAGAAGAGGACUAGUUUGCAUUGUCUAUAAACAGUUAGAUGCCACAAGAGGCAAGACAAAAUUAAAAAUUCACCAUUUAGAAUCACUGAUAUAAGAUUAACCAAUUAAAGUUGGCAUGAAACAGAAGUUGCAAUCUUUUAUUCCCUAUAAUUGAAUUUGUGAUGUAAAUCAGAGUGAAACGGCUUCUGGAAUUAGAAGAAAAAAGUAGAGUGGGACUGGAUUUCCAGCAUAUGAAUUUGAAAAAAAAUAAUGAUGCACAGAUAAAUCCUUUAUAAUAAACACUGCAACAUUCUGUAGAAAAAAAAAAAAAGUUAUCCAGAGACAUUAUUUAAAAAGUCUUUAUUAAAUGGGCAUUUUGAAAAGUAUUUACAGGCAGAUUUCUGUGUUCUCAGGCAGGGCAUGACAAACCCGUCUGGUCUGAUUUGUUACAGCACAAUGGGUGAACAAUGACAUAUCAGAUUAAAGGGUAUUUCCAUAAACUGCAGGAGUCAGAGAUAUCAUUCAUGGACAUCACAGGAGAGGAAGGUUUAGGAAGAAAUUAAAAAAAAAAGAAAAAGAAAAAAA